Molecule: messenger RNA, 126 nt
Organism: Paramecium pentaurelia
Lineage: Eukaryota; Ciliophora; Oligohymenophorea; Peniculida; Parameciidae
Source: the annotation of a GenBank genome assembly
AUGCUAUUUUUUAAUGUUCGUCGACAGUUCUUCCCCUGUAAAGAGUGUGCUGGACAUUUUUUGAAUAUGAUUACCGUUUUACCAUAUGAAGGAACUACGAGAGUCUAAUUUAUGUCAUAUCUUUGA